This is a messenger RNA of Ostertagia ostertagi, 3255 nucleotides long. The record is from the annotation of a GenBank genome assembly. Lineage: Eukaryota; Metazoa; Nematoda; Chromadorea; Rhabditida; Trichostrongylidae.
AUGGCGGGCAACGGCAGCCCCAAGGCCUGGAACUCUGCGCCCGGCAGCGCAGGGGUCACCUCAACCGCUGGUGGCACGGCAUCCGGCCUGGGUGGUGGCGGUGGCUCCUGCCUGCCCGUCAUCGCAGUUACCAAAACCACCAGCACGCCCAGCAUCACGACUGCUAUCGGCGCAACGGCAACCUACAGCAUCAACCUGAGCAAUUCCGGCGGCGGGGCCGCGAGCGUCUACAUACUUGACAGGGGCCUGCCGCCCGGUUGGCUGUACACCAGUACGCCGGCGACCACCUACAGCUACAGCCCAUCCCCAGGCGCUGGCGGACUGACUGCCGGAGCAUCUGGCGCAGAAGUAACGACGACCAUUUUGUUGAACCUGCCCGUCGACACCCUCGCCACUGCAAACUCGAUCUCGGCGGUCAACCUUCGUGCCGCAGCGACAGCACCAGGCAGCGCCACGACAACUGCGGUCAACACGCCCACCUUCGGCAGUUUUUACCUGGCCAGCGCGGGCAGCGUCACGGUGACGUUUGCCGUGACCAUUCCCAAUACGGCGACGGUGGGCACUUACCAUAAUCCGGCAGGUGUCGUCUUUCUGGACCCCACGCGCACCAGUUCUGUUGUACGAAUGGUCAGCCCCGCCACAGCGGUCAACGCAAACCGGGCAGGUGCGGCUUACAGCAGCAACACCACCUAUGCGAGCGGCGCCACUGCCAAUGUGGGCGGCAGCAAUUACAGCGGCCUGGCCGCCGGGCCCACGACGGAUGACGUCACGCUGCUGCCCGACCUGUCGGUCACCAAAAGCAUGAACACCCCGACCUUCACGAUAGGAACUGGUUCACUGAGCUAUGUCAUCGUGGGCCGCAACAACGGCCGUCCCAUCGCUGACCAGGUGUAUGCCAACACCCAGGCAACUGCGCAGUCGGCGACCACCAUCAUGUCCACGCCGCUUUCCAUAACGGACACGCUGCCAAUUGGCAUGACGCUGACCUCAGUCGCAAAUACGCCGACAGUCUGGACCUGUACGGCCAACGCGACCAGCACCACGUUGACAUGCUCCGCCAGUGCAGGGGUCUACCCCAUGGCAGCAGCUACCAACCUGGUGACAGUCACCGCCACAGUUGCCGUAUCGUCGCUGGCAUGUCCCGGCCCUCGCAUCAACACGGCCACCUUCACGACUUCACCUUUGGGUGAUGCCGUGCCCGGCAACAACACCGGCACCGUUACCACGCCGAUCAACUGCAGCGCGAACAUGACGGUUGCCAAAGACGAUGGCAGGACCACUGUCACAGCGGGCGGCACGACCAGCUAUACGGUGACCUUCGCCAAUCUCGGCCCCGCAACAGGAGAUGGCGCCCUGUUGACGGAUACGCCCAGCGCAGGCUUGAGCUGCUCGGUUGCAAGUUGCACGCCGACUGGCGCAGGUGUUUGUCCGGCAUCGGGCUUGUGGCCCAACCUGCUGGGUGGGGGCCUCACGCUGCCCGCUUUCGCAUCGGGGUCGACACUCACGUUUGUUACUUUCUACCGCCGCUGCCUCAUAACGCUUGCGCUGCUUCUUUGCAGCGCCACUACGCUUGCACAGACCUGCGCCCUGCCGGGGUGGAACGGGCCUGCAACAAUUACCGGUGGCGUCAACUUCAUCAACGCCUACUACGGCGGCAGUGGCAGUCCUGCAGCCGGUGCGAGUACGAUCAACAUUGUCUCUGCCACAGCGGCGCGAAGCAACAAUCACGCGCUUGUGGCGGGCGACAUGAUCCUCAUCAUGCAGAUGCAGGAUUCGACCAACGGCGCAAAUGCAGGCAAGCACGAGUAUGCGCAGGUCGCGUCCAUCACCGGUACCGCCAUCACACUGACAAGGCCGCUGACCAACGCUUAUGCGCAGGUCAUGAAUGCCACCAAUGUGCGCAACUGGCAGGUGAUCUGGGUUCCGCAAUAUUCAGCGCUCACGGUCACGGGUUCGGUCAAGGCCGACACCUGGACCAUCGUGCCAGGCACCGGCGUGGCCACAGGUGGCGUCAUCGCCAUGGACGUCGCGGGCAGCAUGACGCUCAACGGCACCGUUACCGCAGCAGGCCAGGGCUUUCGGGGUGCCUAUGCCUUCAACGGUUCGGGCAACAUCGCGGCAGGCGCGCCAACCACUGACAACGUGGCCUACAGCACGACCACCGUUGCAGCAAGCAUCAAUGGCGGCCAAAAGGGAGAAGGCAGCAUGGGCACGCCACCCCGGGUCUUCGCGGGCACUGUCCUGCCCGUGACCUACACCGCGCUCCUGAACCAGGGGUACACGCUGGGUGCGGGUGGCCAGGCAUCCAUAGGCAAUGCCGGCGGUGCACAUACGGCCGUUCCCGCAUUGCCUGGUGCAUUUCCGGUCAAUACUUUUAUCGCCGCCAAUUCGAUCACUACAGUCAGCCUGCGUGCCGCAGCUACCGCACCGGGCGAUGUGCCCGCCACAGGCGACAACACACCGACAUUCGGCAGCUUCUACCUGCCCAGCGAAGGCAGCCUGACCAUCAACUUCACGGUCAAUAUCAGCAACACAUCCACUGUCGGCACCUAUCACAACCCGGCCGGGGUGAGUUUUCUCGAUCCCACCCGCACCACCACUGCCGUGCGCAUGGUCAGCCCUGCAACGAAUGUCAAUGCCAACCGGGGUGGGGUUUCCUACAGCCAGACCACAUACGGCAGCGGGGGUACGACCAACGUGGGCGGCAGCAACUACAGUGGACUGGAGGGCGGCCCGACCACGGAAGACGUCAACCUUCUGCCCGACCUCACAGCCGUCAAAACCCUCAGCACCACCACAUUCACCCUGGGUAUUCCGGGUUCGCGCUACGUCGUCAGCGUACGCAAUGUGGGGCGAACCAUCACGCACCAGAUCUACAACAAUACACAGGCCACCAGCCAGUCGGCGACGGUGAUUGUCGGAUCGCCUGUGCUGACAGACACCAUGCCGCCAGGCAUGUCCGUCACGGCAGUGGUCGCCAGCGACGUGAACUGGACCUGCAGUACCGGCCCAGGAAGCGCCAGCUUCACAUGCUCGGCAAGCAAUGCCGACUUCCCAUGGAACACCAAUACCAGCCUGGCAUCAGUCACGGCCUCGAUCACCGUGUCCUUCCCCGCCUGCCCCGGCCCGCAGGUCAACACCGCCAAUGUCACCACGACCACGCUGGGCGCUGGACCAGCGGCUGGACAUCACCGUCAGGCUGGCCGGCGGUACCCUGAUCGCAGACCUGACACUACAGGACAACCUCACCCUUGA